Molecule: messenger RNA, 651 nt
Organism: Paraglomus occultum
Lineage: Eukaryota; Fungi; Glomeromycota; Glomeromycetes; Paraglomerales; Paraglomeraceae
Source: the annotation of a GenBank genome assembly
AUGAUCGCUCAUAUCUCAGCAAUCUUAUACAUCAUUUCUACCACCGAACAACCACUCCCCAAAAAAACCUUACAAAAAGGAAUAGCUGCUUGUAAAACCAACAGCAACGGCGAUUUUUUAACUCUCAAAUACACUCUUUGGUUACCAAACACCAUUAACGACGACGACGAUAAUUACAUCGAAAAAAUUCACCAAGAAACGACCUACUUCACAACAGGAAAAUUUACUAUACUACCAGACAAAACUUUAGAGCUUGUCAUAUCAUCUUGCAAAACUCUUCCAAUAACCAAAGAAGCAAUACCAACCUGCAAACCCCUAAUAUGCCUACUGGGUAAAGUAAAGGAAUCCUGCAACACGACAACAUCGGGCUAUCAUAUGAUAUUAGAAGUAACACCGUACUUAUCCGCCGACAUGUGCGCACCAAUCGACGUCGUAUUAACGCACCCACCAGAAGGUCGUCUCAAAAAUACAUUUACAGCGGCAAGAAAAUACUCUACGAUACACUGUAAUGGCGAAUUAUACGUAAUAGAAGGACAACUAUAUUGCGACGUCAUAGAGAUACAAUUUGUCAGUGCCAAAUCUGAACCUACAACACCGAGUAAUAUUCCCUGGAAAACAAACAACAGCGAAAGUAAAAGCAAAGCAGAAUAG